AUGGCCCUUCCAGCAAAGCGAGUUCAGCUCUACUGUCAGCGCCUGGACGCCACGGUCGAUGGCCACACCCUCGUGCCCUCUUCCAACUUCGCCCAGGACGUGACCAGCAUUCGGGCAGCUUUCCCAGGCCUCCCGCAAGCCGUUGUCUGCGACGUUAAAGGCGACCCUAUCAGGGACUUCGCCAAAGUCAAGGACGGCGACCGGCUCCUCGUCUUCAAGGACGAGUACGAUCAUGUGCAACCCGAAGCCUACCACUACGUCCUGUACCUACCUAAGGUAGGCGACAACGUCGACAAGAACUGGUUGAAAGCCACGCGUGCCGAGCGGGCUGCUUACCUCGUCGCCAUCCAAAACAACGAUCCCAUCAAGAACGUUGUCCGCAUCACAAUGCCACAUACUUAUGUCCAGGGCGAGCUGGCGCGCAUCAACUACUCCUUGGACAGCCGGCUGAAGUCCAACUACUCCCCUGACGUCACCUUCAAGGCCAUGCAGGAGAGCUGGUACAACAUGAAGUUCGAUGCCAUGUUCGACCAUCCCUUCAAUGCUGCCGAGAAGAUCAAGCCUCCGGGUGAUCCCAAGUCCUGGGACUUGAGGCUCCUCCCUACUCUUGUUCUCCUCAGCGAUUGCACCGCUGGACAGCCUCUCCUUGCUAGGAGUCUCGUCCUCGCUGCCAUCAAGAAGCGCACCGAGAAAGAGCCGGACAACGCAGAGGCCAAGCACAUGCUGACGGAGGACAUUAUCAAUGUGCUCGACGAUAUGUACAAGCAGGCCGACGCUAUUGACUCGGAUUGGCUAUAUACCCCUGAGUGA
Molecule: messenger RNA, 810 nt
Organism: Trematosphaeria pertusa
Lineage: Eukaryota; Fungi; Ascomycota; Dothideomycetes; Pleosporales; Trematosphaeriaceae
Exons: 3
Coding region: 1-810 (269 amino acids)
Source: RefSeq, a predicted model, not a curated record